Rotaria sordida is the source of this 1437-nucleotide messenger RNA. NCBI's taxonomy places the organism in Eukaryota, Metazoa, Rotifera, Eurotatoria, Philodinida, Philodinidae. The record is from the annotation of a GenBank genome assembly.
AUGGCUAAAGUUCUAACAACAGCUUCAAAAUGUGUACCGAACUUAAUUACUCUUUCAUCAAAGGCAUCAACAAUAAAUAUUCGUUCAUCAUCACCUAUUCACCGAUCAUAUUCAAUUCAAUUGGGACGUUAUUCAUCAUCAAAUAAUAAUAUUCAUUUACAUAAACAAAAUCAUAUUUCAAUAACAAAUCAUAAUCGAUUAGUACAACCGAAUUGUUUUAUCUAUCAUGAUCCACUUUUUAUAUCGAAACGAGGAAAUGCAUCACAACCUAAAGGAUUUUUUGGUUCAUUAAUAGAUAAUAUUAAAGAAGAACUUAAUAAAAAUAAGGACAUUAAAGAUAAUAUUAAAAAAUUUCGUGAUCAAGCUAAAAAACUUGAAGAUAGUGAUGCAUUAAAAGAAGCUCGAGAUAAAUAUAAAGUAUUAGAACGUGAAACAAUGAAAAGUUCGGCUGUUCUUCGAGAAAAAAUUGGUGAAAUUGGUGAAAAAGUUAAAGAAAGUGAUGUUAUGAAAAAAGCAUCGGAUAUUGGCUAUGAAUUAGGCAAACAAGCACAAAAAGCUGCAGAAAAAAUCUCUGAAACAACCGAACAAAUAACUGAUACAGCUGCUUUUAAAAAAGUUUCUCAACGUUUAAGUACAAUUAAAGAAGAAGUUGGUGAUGCUACUAAAUUAACAAGACAAUUAGGUUAUCGACCACCAGCAGUUUUACGAAAACGAACUGAUACUGAUUCAGUUAAAAAAGAAAAAGUCUUUCAUGCUGAUACAGAAACCCAAACGAUAACUGUACACAAAGAUUCUCAAUGGUUUCAAAGUUGGCAAAAUUUUAAAGAGAAUAAUACUUAUUUACAUAAAUUAUUUGAUCUUAAAUCAAAGUAUGAUGAAAGUGAUAAUUUAGUAGUACGUGUUGCAAGAACAUUUACAGAUAAAGUAUCAGGAGCAUUAUCAUCAAUAUUUAGUCAAUCGGAAACAAGUGAAGCUUUAACAGAAAUAUGUCGUAUUGAUCCAACAUUUGAUGUCGAAAAAUUUAUUCGUAUUGUUCAAUAUGAUAUUAUUCCGAAUAUACUUGAAUCUCUAGCACGUGGUGAAUUAGAAAUUUUAAGAGAUUGGUGUACGGAAGCUGUUUACAAUGUACUCAUUCAUCCGAUAAAUGUAUCCAAAGCAUUAAAUCAUAAAUAUCAUUUAAAAAUUAUUGAUCUUGGUGAUGCUGAGCUUGUUGCCGCUAAAAUCAUGGAAAUGGGACCUGUUCUUGUAGUGACAUUUCAAGCUCAACAAAUAGCUUAUAUAUCUGAUGCAAAUGGGAAAGUAGUUGAAGGAGAUCCGGAACAAAUAAAUCGAAUAAAUUAUAUCUUUGCCCUUGGUCGUGAUCCAACCAUUCUUGAUCCAUUAUCAGCUUGGCGUUUAGUUGAUUUAAGUGCAUCAAAAGUGAAUCAUUUUGUUUGA